AUGGAUGAUGCACUCAAUACGGUCAAACAGUCAAUACCAUUGCAUCACCCGAAACUUAAGGAGAAGAAAUCGAAUGAUUCGAAGGAAAAGAAGAAAAAAAGAAAGAAAGAUCAAGCAGAGAGACCUCUGAUGGACUUGAUCAGUGCAUGGUCUCAAUUUGAUCAUCAUUCCAGACAUAAAGCACACUGUGGUUUGGACGCAUUCAUGGAUAAUUCAGAAUUAGAUGAAACCGUGCGUAAGGUAUAUGAAUUCGUCCAACAAGACAUAAAUGAAGCUGAUAAGGAAGAAAUCGAUAUGAUCCGAAGAGCCGUGUCUGUUUAUGGAAUGGCAAAAGUCCGUCAAUCAAUGAGGAAAAUAAAUAGAUCAAAGAAGAAUGAAAUUGAACGACGAUAUCUUCAAAACGUGCGAUCGUCAACACCCGAUGAGAGUGUGGACAAGGAGAGUACAAUGCACAAAGAAGAAACAGUUUCAUGUGAAGCAGUUCGCAGAAUGAAGAAAAUCUCAUGGUUCCCGAAUGUGUCACGUCGUGAUCGACCACCACUGCCUCCACCGAAACCAACUGUGAUAUACGAUCAUCCUUUCGAUGAUGACAUCGAUUAUGAAAGUGAAAAUUCUGCAAAUAUGACUACAAAUAUGAGACAGUCCAGCGAAUCAGCACAGUCAGUCAAUGCCUCACAUUCCGUGAACAGACCGAACAGUUUCGGUGUCCAACCACUGUCUAAUAACCGUUCAAACUCCCGACGUGAUUCUUACUCUCGACAUCAAACCCAUAAUGCAUUGUCAACUCCGUUUACUGCUACAACUUCACCCUCAGUCCCACCUCAAUUCCCAGCUCCACCCCCACCUUCACCCUCAGCCCCACCCCCACCCCCAUCACAAUUAGCAUCUGCCGCACCCAACAGCUCAAAAGCGUUUCACAUUUCCGAAGGGCGUCAAAAUCUUCUUGAGGCAAUUCGAAACGUGGACAAGUCAACGUUGAGAAAGGUGACGCACGAAGAAGAGGAUGUGACAUCGAAUGCAAGUGCGAUAAACAGCGCGUCUGAGGGUGAUGUUAUGAGUGCGAUUGCAAAAAUGAUCGAAGAACGAAGAAAACAUAUCAACGUUAACUCAGACGAUGAAACGAGUGAUACGAGUGGCGAAGACGAAGCGGACGAUGAUUGGAGCGAAUGA
Anisakis simplex (herring worm) is the source of this 1170-nucleotide messenger RNA. The record is from the annotation of a GenBank genome assembly. Lineage: Eukaryota; Metazoa; Nematoda; Chromadorea; Rhabditida; Anisakidae.